Molecule: messenger RNA, 1125 nt
Organism: Thlaspi arvense
Lineage: Eukaryota; Viridiplantae; Streptophyta; Magnoliopsida; Brassicales; Brassicaceae
Source: the annotation of a GenBank genome assembly
AUGACUUUCUCAAAACAACUCUUCCUUUUCUUCUUCUCCCUCUUCCCUCUCCUACACGCUUCGCACCCACAAGAAUGCUCUUCUUCCUCAUGUGGUGGUCGCGAGGAUACCCAUGUCCGUUUCCCUUUCUGGCUACUCCCGAAGCAGCCUGAGUCCUGUGGCCACGCAGGAUUCGAUCUCCACUGCACACUUAAUCACGAGACGGCUCUCGAGCUUCCUAAUUCCGGAGCAUAUCUCGUCCGGGAGAUCGACUAUACGAGCCAACAUAUUCGUCUCUAUGACCCUGAGGAUUGCUUGGCAGGAAAGCUUCUGACCUUUGACGUUUCGGGAUCUCCUUUCUCUGCUCUUUACCUUGUCAAAUACACGUUCUUGAGCUGUCCUUAUGAGGUUGCUAAGUCGUCGGGGUUUGACUCCAUCCCAUGUCUAGGAAACUCUACGUCCUCGUUCUUGGCUACAACCAGUUUCGAUCUCGCGAAAUCUAUGCUGCCUUCUUGUCAGAUCGUCAAGACAGUAGCUAUUCCGGUUUCUCGACCGGUUGUCUCCAAGAAAUCAAUAUUUUCGACUGAUGUCAACGAUCAAGACCUCUGGCUGAAAUGGGACUCUCCAAGUUGCAGCGACUGUGAGAGGGAUCAUUUAAGAUGUGGAUUCAUAAGCAAUGCUUCUCUUGAAGUCAAAUGCUUCCCUUUUGAAAGAUCCGGCCAUAACAACACGGGAUUACAAGUGCUUAAAAUUGUAAGCCUGGCCAUAUUCGGACCGGUCAUAAUCUUUGCUACUUGCAUUGCUAUCGGAGUUUUCACCUCCGAUAGAUUCACUUCCGGGAGACGACGAAACGUGGCUAUCGCGGCAGCUCAGCCAAACGAGGUUCAAGUCACGACUGGUCUUGACGAAUCAACAAUAGAAUCAUAUAAGAAAAUGGAGUUAGGAGAGAGUAGAAGAUUACCGGGAACUAAUGAUGAUAUCGUUUGUCCCAUUUGUUUAUCGGAGUAUGCCAGCAAAGAGACCGUCCGGUGCAUACCGGAAUGUGAUCAUUGCUUCCACAUUGGUUGUAUAGAUGCGUGGCUUAAGAUUCAUGGUUCUUGUCCUCUCUGUCGAAAUUCACCAUCUCCAGCGCGUGAAGCUGUCUGA